Messenger RNA from Gymnodraco acuticeps, 5834 nucleotides. RefSeq names its product SLIT-ROBO Rho GTPase-activating protein 3-like. Bases 433 to 3765 code for a protein of 1110 amino acids. Gene Ontology annotation, cellular component: cytoplasm. The record is from RefSeq and is a predicted model, not a curated record. NCBI's taxonomy places the organism in Eukaryota, Metazoa, Chordata, Actinopteri, Perciformes, Bathydraconidae. Gene Ontology annotation, molecular function: protein binding. Gene Ontology annotation, biological process: negative regulation of cell migration; signal transduction. The transcript is spliced from 22 exons.
CUGCAGCAGCAUUGAAAUUGCAGAGAGGGGGAGAGAAAAAAAAAGGGCAGACUGGACAGUUGUUUUGCAGAAUGAGCUCGGUGCUUUCAUCGCCGAGGCUGCCAUAGCGGUUCCUCACAGAGCUUACUCCAGGCUUCUAUGAAAUGUGCAUCAAACGUGAAUUGUUUCCCGAUUCACUGAAGAGUACUGCUGGAGAGGAGUGGUCAGGGAUCAGUAUGCACUUUUAGGCUCGACGCCGCCUUGAACGCAGCACAGCAACAUCGCAGAGCCUCUUAAGUGCGUUUAAUAUCCGAAGUUGUGUCAAAGAGGGCGAUUAUUCGCAUCUGAUUGUUGCUCAACUAUCUGGAGAGGACUGCACACGGGCAAACGCUGCAUUGUGGCAACCAAGUCGCUGACUCCUGCGCGAGCAUUGCACAAUCUGUGCUCCCCAAAAUGUCAUCUCAUGCGAAAGUCAAGAAGGACAAAGAGAUUAUUGCCGAAUAUGAGACCCAAGUGAAAGAGAUCCGUAACCAGCUGGUGGAGCAGUUCCGCUGUCUGGAGCAGCAGUCUGAGUCCCGGCUGCAGCUGCUCCAGGACCUGCAGGAUUUCUUCCGCCGAAAGGCCGAACUCCAGCUUGAGUACUCCAGAGGCUUGGACAAACUGGCCGAGCGCUACUCUGCCAAGAUCCGCACCUCAAGAGAGCACCAUCACUUUAAAAAAGACCAGAAUCUUCUUUCUACUGUGAACUGCUGGUAUUUGGUCCUGGAACAGACCAGACGGGAGAGCAGGGACCACGCCACUCUCAGCGACAUCUACAACAACAACGUCAUUGUCCGUCUGGCACACGUGGGCGAGGAUGUCAUCAGACUCUUCAAAAAGAGCAAAGACAUCGGGGUGCAGAUGCAUGAAGAGUUAGUGAAGGUCACCAAUGAGCUCUACACGGUGAUGAAGACGUACCACAUGUACCAUACUGAGAGUAUCAGUGCUGAGAGCAAGCUGAAGGAGGCGGAGAAACAGGAAGAGAAGCACAGCGGCAAGGCCAACGACAUCGGUUCCAGCCUGCUGCGCUACGGUCAUGAUGAACGUCCACAGCGCCGGAGCUCCGUCAAGAAGAUGGAGAAAAUGAAAGAGAAGAGACAAGCAAAGUACUCUGAAAACAAGCUGAAAUGCACAAAGGCCCGGAACGACUAUCUUCUCAAUCUGGCAGCUACCAAUGCCCUGGUGGCCAAAUACUACAUCCAUGAUGUCUCGGACAUGAUAGAUUGCUGCGACCUAGGUUUCCAUGCAAGCCUGGCACGCACCUUGAGAACCUACCUGUCCGCGGAGUAUAGUCUGGAGACUUCACGCCACGAAGGUCUGGACUUGCUGGAAGGAUCGGUAGAUGCCAUGGACAACAGAGGAGACAAGCUGAAGUGUAUGGACACACACAGCCAGAUUUUCUGUCCUCCAGCACGCUUUGACUACCAGCCACACAUGGGGGACGAGGUGUGUCAGGUGAGUGCACAGCAGCCUGUCCAAACAGAGCUGUUGAUGCGCUACCACCAGCUGCAAUCUCGCCUCGCCACACUGAGGAUAGAAAAUGAAGAGGUGAGGAAGACUCUGGACGCCACCAUGCAGACCCUUCAGGACAUGCUCACAGUGGAGGACUUUGAUGUGUCAGAGGCCUUCUCGCACAGCCAAUCCACUGAGUCGGUCAAAUCGGCUUCCUCUGACUCCUACAUGAGCAAGGCAAACAUUGUGAAGAGACGAGCCAAUCAGCACGAGACUGAGGGCUUCUACUUCACUAAAUAUAAGGAGUUCCUGAAUGGCAGCAAUCUGAUCAUCAAACUGCAGGCUAAGCAUGACCUUCUGAAGCAGACGCUCGGAGAAGGGGAAAGGGCUGAUUAUGGGACAACAAGGCCCCCCUCUCUUCCCCCCAAACCCUCGAGAAUGCGGAAGUCUAGACCUCGCUCCGUUUUUUACCGUAAGCUGUUUAACGGCAAUAUGGAGGCCUUCAUUCAGGACUCCGGCCAGUCUAUACCAGCGGUGGUUGAGAGCUGUGUUCGAUACAUCAAUCUGUAUGGUCUUCAGCAGCAAGGUAUAUUUCGAGUUCCAGGCUCCCAGAUCGAAGUCAACGACAUUAAAAAUGCAUUUGAGAGAGGAGAGGAUCCUCUGGUGGAUGAUCAGGCCGAUCAUGACAUCAACUCUAUAGCCGGCGUUCUCAAGCUCUACUUCAGGGGGCUGGAAAACCCGAUGUUCCCUAAGGAGCGUUUCCUGGACAUCAUUUCCACAACCAAGUUGGACUCCGGUGCAGAGAGAGCUCAUCACAUCCAGCAGAUAGUUGUGACUCUUCAGCGGCCUGUGAUUAUCGUCAUGAGAUACCUGUUUUCAUUUCUAAAUCAUGUUUCUCAGUACAGUGAUGAGAACAUGAUGGACCCCUACAACCUCGCCAUUUGCUUUGGCCCCACAUUGAUGCCAAUACCAGAUGAACAGGACCCUGUGUCCUGCCAGGCGCAUGUUAACGAGAUCAUUAAGACCAUUAUCAUCCACCAUGAGGUCAUCUUCCCCAGCCAGCGUGAGUUGGACGGACCUGUGUAUGAAAAAUGCAUGGCUGGAGGGGAAGAGUACUGUGAAAGCCCCCACAGUGAGCCCGGAGCUCUUGACGAGGUAGACAAUGGUACCGGACCCAACACUAGCGAUGAAGAGUUGGAGCAGAUCGAGGCCAUCGCAAAGUUUGACUACGUUGGCCGCACUCCGAGAGAGCUGUCCUUCAAGAAGGGAGCCUCUCUGUUGCUCUACCUGCGAGCCUCUGAGGACUGGUGGGAGGGCCGACAUAACGGGGUGGACGGGCUGAUUCCACACCGUUACAUUGUGGUGCAGGACAUGGAUGAUGCAUUCUCAGAUAGCAUUCAGAGGACUAAUAGUGCAGGCAGCGGUGGACUACAGCACGAUGAGAGAGCCCCUUCCAGAAAUGACCAUCAAUCUCCAUGCGAACACACACCCGAGCGCCGCUUUGGAGCAGCGCUGGGAAGGGUGAGGAUGCGAUCAGAUGGUGCUUCCGGGUCACACCACAGGAACGGCGCUGACAGUCAGAGCCCCACCAGAGCUGCAGAUCACCCCCCUAAGGUUCUGCCUCGGCCCUGCAGCCCACACAAAAUAGCGGUUAGCAGGGGCCCAGCAGACAGUCCCGAGAAACGACGCCUCGCCACAUUUGGCAGUGCUGGCUGCAUCAACCACCCGGACAGAAAGGCCUUCCUGGACAGCCACUCUCAGCGAUCUUCACCCAGCACCACUCGGCACGCGAGUUUAGGAGAUCACAAAACCCUUGAGGCUGAAGCACUCGCUGAGGACAUAGAGAAAACGAUGAAUACUGCCCUCCAUGAGUUGCGUGAGCUGGAGCGACAGAAUGUAGCCAAACAUGCCCCUGACGUUGUCCUGGACACAUUGGAGCCCCUCAAACGCCCCGGGGGGGCGCAGGAUCCGCCCGGCAGCCCCCUCCACACCAUAGUGAUCAGGGAUCCAGAUGCAGUGCAGCGACGUAGCAGCAGCAGCUCCUCCUCCGAGACCAUGACCACUUUUAAACCUGCUAUAGCAGCACGUAGACCCAGUGCCCCUCUAAGGCCCCCGCCUGUCAGACCUGUUCGGCCGGCCCCUGUGAUUGGAGCGGGGCCAUACCGCUCCAGCAGCUCGAGCUCCUCUGGUCUGGGCAGCCCGGGCAUCACACCCACCGACAGGGUCUUUCCCAAACCUCCCUCCCCAUCACCUUCCACUUCCUCCUCUUCCUCAGACAAACAAGGUAACAUGUAGUUCCAGUCAGUCACAAGUCGAGUGGUUGAAGAACACUUUGGACACCGAGGGAUUGUGUUUGCCAUCACGCUCCUGCACCUCUUUUCGACAGCAAAACAAACUUUGUUGUCUGUAUGAUGAAUAUUUACCACUAAUCUUCUAGAGUGUAGGACGGCUACUGCUACUUUCUGACAAACUCUGGGCCAACACAUUACCUUGUUGGUGGACAAGUUGAUAUAGCGCAUAACAAUAUUACAGUAGAAUUUAAAUAAGACAAUUGUGCUGAGCAGACAUGCUGGAUAAAAAAAGGGAUGCACUGGAAAACGCUUCUGUUUACUAUAAUCUGACAGUGAAACAUCUCAAGUUAUUAGGUUACAAAUAUGCUGUGGGCUUUGACUUUCAAUCUUGUUCAUGUUUCAUUAUGAGGGAACACUUAUGGGUAUGUUUCACCACUAAUUGUGUAGACAUCCAGUCUGUGCUGGUGUUUCUUUAGUAUAUCAAAACCAUGACUCCUUGGCCACAUCGGGGCUGUUUCUGAGAUCACUCCAUUUACUGUAAAAUCUGGAACAUUGUACACCUACUGUAAGUAACAUUUAAUAAUGGAAAGAAAGUAGUGUGCAUGGCAUGUUAACUCUUUUUUACCAUCAAUGAAUUUACCACAAUGCAAUGCAUCAUAUUUUAUAGAUGCAAAAAUUACAGCUGUUUGGCACUGCACCUGUUAUGAUGCUGAUUUAUAAAUGUUUGAAAUUUCAAUGUAUUGUUCUCUAUAUGAGAGUGAUUUCAGACACAGCCCAUGCAUGGAUCAUCGGUAAAACCAGGGUAGAGUUGCAUUAGGUAGCAAAUCUUCUAAUGGCCACUACAUGCUGGCUUAAAGGUAAUUACAUCUGUAUUUGAGCCAAUAUUUAAAAACCUAAAAAACAAUGGUAGUAUGAAAAACAAGCUGGAAGACAGCAGUUCUUGCUACACCCCAACGACACACACAUAUCCAACCCAAGGACACUGAGUACAAAGGGCUGAAAGCUUUUCAUGGACCUCACCAAUUGUUACUUGGAUUGGUAAAUAUUUCAACAAAGUAAUUUAGGACAAUAAUUUGAAACAAGCUACUAAAAUAUUGUCUUUAACCUAAAUCAAAAAUAUACUCCCUUUCUGUCUUGAAAUUGUUGAUUACAGUUUUUCUACGAGAGAAAAAAGUUUGAAAGAAAAUGUUCCAUCAAAGCUUUCCAAGCAGCUUUGUCCUCAGAAAAAUGGCUCGGCUGCAGUCUGACCAAUCAGUAACCCGUUUGACCUGCAGUCGAAUUUUCUCAGCAGUCGACUGUUACAAACUCUUUGUAACUCUGAUAUUUGAUCAUUAUUUGUGUUUGCUGCACGUCAGUACUGGCAAGCUGUUCAAAAAUCUAUGUCUUAUGCCUGAUAACAGGAGAACAGUAUCACAGCCAAAACUAUAUUUUUCCUUCAUUCAUUAAUUUCAGAAAUAGGUCAGUGGAUGGCAGAGGUAGACCAGGCUGCAGGGCCAGAGUAACACAGAGAAUAUUGACUAUUAUCGUUGACAUUAUAGACAUGCCACCCAUAUGAUUAAUACAAGGAAAUACAAAUGAAAAUCAUAAACUGUUCUUAUAUUAUAGUCAUCUCUCUUUAUAAAAAGAUUAGCUGUGUUACCUCAAUAAAAAGUAAAAAAGUUCUCCUACAAUUCAAGUGGCUAAUGCACUUAUAAACAGUACAGGGAACUAUGCUGCAUUUGUAGGUUAUGUGUAUUCAUUUGAUGAAGUUGUACUAGAAAUAGGAUAUAGCACAUCAGUACCAUUCAAGCUUACAUACUGUCUAGAUUGCACAUGGUCAGUUCAGGCUGUGUGGGUGUUUAGAUGAACUUGUUUACUGUUGGUGGUGUUUGUUGUCUGUCCUAUAAGGAUGAUCAAUAUAUCUUUAACGUGUAAUAGGUACAUUGGAUUGAAUAUAUACAUACUUCUAAAGGAUACUUGUAUAAAUAACAUUGUAUAAUAGGAACAGGAUAUAUUAUCAUGUCUAGUCUGUAGAUUUUUGUAACUCUUAUCCUUGCACAAACAUUAACAAAACAAUAAAUUGGUAAAACGUCA